UUUUCUUUUCCUUGUAAGUUUUAUUAUUUGAAAAAAAAUGUAUGCAAUAAAUGAAACUAUCACACACCAAAAUUAAGCAGAGCUAAGUUCGUCACUAGCUGAACAUCUUCUAUACAGAUAGAAUUGGCAUUCAAAACAGAAGCUCCUUGGAACCUUUAUGCUGUUUUACUCAUUUAAUGUUAAAUAGUAUGCACCCAUCCACCAUCCAAACAAGCAGAACCAUGAUAAACAGAACUAGAAAAACAAUUAGCUUUAUAUUCUCCUUCAUAACUCAUGCCAUUGCCUGCAUUCAGUCCUUCCUCAGCCCUCGUUAACUCUCCCAGCUUACCUCAGAGAGUCCACUAAGUCAGCCAUCAUGGUCUAGCUCCAGGUACUUCCAUACUUAGUUGAGGCUAGUACUCUCCACAAGCUGCCUUCCAAACCCCCUCUCUUCUUUUCUCUUCUUCUCCUUUCUCUCUCUCUCUUUCUAUUAUCCUCUACCUGCUUCCCCGUCUUUGCCUCAGUCCCUCUCCCUCUCUGCACCUCUGCUUAGGACCAAACCCAGGGCCUCUUGAAUAUCAGGAAAAAAAUCUAUCAUUGAGCUGUAGCAUCAUCGCCUGCCUUAAGCAGGACAGCCCAGCGAUCCUGGUGACUUACCCUCCUAAGUGGCUGAGGUUACAGGCUUGUACCACCAAGUCCACCUGAUGCUUUUGUUAAUAACAUUACCUCUUCCGAAAUUUGGUUUUGGUUGUUUUGUUUGUUUUGCAAGACAGACUGGGGGACAUGGAGCACAAUUUGUGGGAGCUCGUUCUCUCUAUCACCUUGUGGUUUUCAGGUGUCAAACUCAGGCCCGGCAGCAAAUGCUUUUUACCCAUUGAGCAUUUUGGCUACCUCACACGUUUUACCCUAUUCCGUUACAGGACAGUGCUUCACAGAACACUAAGUUUUCUGGAGCAAAUGCUGUAGAAGUGCCAUGCCCAGCUCACAAAACAAAAGAUACCCUAUCUUGGUCUCGAACGAUCAGACUAGGGAGUGUAUCAGUUUAAGUAGUCCAUCAAGAUACCCUCAGAUUCUCAGCAGAGAAAGCAGUAAACAGCCUAACAAGGCCAGAUUCAGGUGGCUCAUGGAAUGGUGAAUGGAAGCAGAGGAGUCCAUCUGUCCCUGUUGACAGCAACUCCUUUCUUUCUCCCUUCCUGAGAAUGAGAGAACAAGGUGUCAAACUGGAGUUCGCCCAAGAGUUCCGGGGGUUCAUCUGCAUGGGGGGAAAACCCACAUCACUUCGGGAGGAAAAGGGAGAUUCAAGGCAUUUUGGUGCACUGUUUUGACACAGGCUUUUAAGUAUAAGUUCAGUUGCCUCUCUCAGUCUAUAGGUUUUGCUCUCACUGUGAAGUUUUGAUUUCACGGUAGAUAGCCCUGAGAGUAUUCUAGCUUAAUACUUUUGCCUGGUUAGAGAAUAGCUGUGUUCUGUCUGUAACGGUAACAACUCAGAAAGUAAUUCUGGGUAUAAAUGUCUGUAUGGUUUGUCUUUAGCUGAGAUGUCUGAAAAUCUAAUUCUAUGCUUUCUCACAAGUGACAAGGGCUGAUUAUGGGAAAGAUGAUCCUUUAGGGUUCAGUGUGAAGGUCAUCUAACAGACAUGUAAUGCAGGCCAUUCUUGUAGGGGACUCAAUCUCCAUGAGCCAGACUUGGUGAUUUAAAGAAGUAAAUAUUUAAAGGCUAUUUCAAUUCGCAGAUGUUAGACGGGACUGGUGGUGGUAAUGGGGGUAGGAAGGAAAGAAGCGGGACACCUUUGUGGUAUACAUCAUCACACUGAAGCCUUUGGAGAGUAGGAAUCCCGCCUCACGUAUAUAUGUGUAUAUGCAUGUACAUAUAAAUAUAGACUCUUGGCUGACCAAUCACCGUUUCACAAACACAAGGAACAUUAAUAGGGCUGUAUACUAACCGGGCCAAUUUUCAUUAUAUAUUUAUAUUCUGUAUACUAGGGGAGAAUUUCAAACUUUGAUCUACACUGUAUUGAAGCAUCAGAAACCUACUCAGCCUCCUGAAAUAGAAAGUAAUUUGACAAAAUUGCUUGAGUUCAAAAGAAAGCAGCCAUCACAGAAGCCUAGUGGCAAUCAGAGAGCCAUUAUGGAGUGGCACACAGAGACAAACAUAAUGGGAGCAUUAGUCGUCCUACCUGGAAGCUGGGUCAGGGGCUGUCAGAAUGAGUGUGGAGGAGUUUCUGGGACCCAGGGUUUCAGCCUGGCAGGAAGACUUACAAGCAUGGUCUUCCACCCUUGGGUAUGGAAAAGCAUUUGACAUCAGCUUCUAGUCUUGACUCCUCUUCCCUACCCCACCCCCAAUCUCAGUAUUUUAAUGUUUCUAACCUACAAUUCUUAAAGCGCUGCAAAUUUUCGUGGAUUCCCCCCCCCCCCCCAGCCAUACGGAUGCCUCAAUUGAAAAGCAAACCAAAUGCGGACAAGCUUUACGUAGAAGGAAAAUUUGUUUGAAAGUGACUAUAACGUUGAAGGAGGGACACGGGCGCUAAAGGGACAGACAGAUCAGAAGGCUGAAGGGUUAAUGAAGAUUAACUAGAGUUCCCACCUGUGAAUAGAAGAGGCUUUUGACAGUCCAUAAGUGAUUUCCCAGUAAUGCGCUCAGGGUUCUCAGAGUCAAUAAUUUCCACCAAUGGCUGAUAAUGAUCAUGUAAAAGCAUUAGAUCACAGGAGAAAUAUGCCUUGCCACUCAGAGCAUGGCUUGGCGUCCUUGGAUUUCAGGGUAGGGAGUGGUGCUUUCAGCCUCAGCCUCAGAGGCUAUAAGCACAUUUGAGAGAGAGAGAGAGAGAGAGAGAGAGAGAGAGAGAGAGAGAGAGAGAGCAUAUUAGUAUCUAAGCCUGUCUUCUUCCUGCAUAGUUCCUUUUAGGCCAUUCUCUGCAGGAAGGACAGACAUAAUGAUGUGGCCUUAGCUUACAUAGCUGCUACAAAGCCUCCCACCCUAUAUUCAGCUCCUGUGUGCCAGGGCAGAGGCUGGGUUUGUUUUAUCCAGUCUUGUGUUCAUUAGGACCGCUUGGAAGUGAAAUUCAUUACACUGCUGAUCUCAAGCAACAAAAAUCAGGGUCAUCCAGAAAUGCAGUAUGAAACAGAAGGAAGACGACUAAUAAUGAUUUGUUUCCCUGCGCUCUCCCAGAAGUGCUUCAGAAACAUGAGGUACAUUUGGACGUUGCAGGGAUCCUCAGAAGUACAGCUUCUGACUUGGUAGGCCUCCAGUUGGCCCUGAGAUGUGUUUCUACAGGCCCUAGGCUUUAUGGAUGCUCUGCUCCAUGAGUACCAAACUCUAGAGAGCGUGAAAGGUCACUUUGUCACUCAUGAUCAGACACUGACGAUCAGACCACCUGGAGAGGGUUCGAGCAGUGACCCCAUGUGUGCGGAGAGCACACUCUGGGAGUCACUACUGCGCUCCUUCAGCAGACUCCAGCUCUCACAGCCCUGCUCUGGGAGGCAGCUCUGAGUUACCUGUGGGAACCCGAUACUUACUUGGGAUGAAAAAGGAGUGAGUUCCUUCUGUGCUUUCCUACUGCCCAUCCUCAUAGUUUUUGUACGGUAGUGAAAUCAGUUGGACUCAGUGUUCUGUUUCUAAAAGAUGAUAUUGUUGAUGCACAUAUUUAUACAUUUGUAUGUACAAACACAUAAUCAGUGCAUGGUUAAUAAUACAUUUGUAUUAUGUAUAUAAUAUUGAUUGUAUAUAUUAUAUAAACGAAUAUAUAUUAUACAAUAAUAUAAAUGCACUAUUGUUUGUAAAACUUGUGUGUGUAAUUAAUGAUAAAAGUGUAGUUUUCCUAAUUCUAACUCUGUACUGAAGGCAACCCAGUUAUAAUGAAGGUAAAUAGGUUUUGUCAGAAUUUUACGUGUCUUGAUGCCUUACGAUUUCUAAAUUUUUACUCCUGCUCGUUAUCAGUUGUAGGUUGCUUAGUGACUUACGGUAGAGACCCAAAUGAGUGACUAAAAUUGACUGUGCUGUAGAACAAACAAGGAGGGAGACGUGAAUCAGCUGCAGUAGUAACUGCCUCUCCUCUGAGGAAGCCAGUUCUCUAGGCUCCACCCUGUAGGCUGUGUAUAGUUCUUCUGAGGAAGCUAUCCUAACAGCUCAGUGAAACUGUCCUACAGGCAGGUAGCCUUCCUCCCUCCUGUGGCUAGCCAGCCUCAUGGGAGCCCCACAAACAGUGUGGGUUGAAAGUCAGUAAUGUUAGCUCUUGUUGCUUGUCACUGUGGACGGAGCAUCUGGAGGAAGGUUUCCAGCCACACAGGUACUCCUUACUGUUCGAUAUGCAGAAACUCCUCAGUGAGGGCUCACCAUAGGCAAAGCAACUUUUCAGAUGCUGUGGGCCGAGUAAAAUGACUAAACACAAAUCCUGUUCCCCGAGGGGGAAAAAUGCCUAAAGCAGUAAUGUCUGUCAGAAAGAAGCUACUUGGUUCCUGAGAACUCCACGGUAAAGCAGAGGAGAAAAUUCGCCAGACCGUGUGCUGGGCAGCUUUCCUUCCAGUUCCUAAGGCGCCAGCAGCAGGAGGGUUGCGGCAGUGCGUUCCGGGUGUGCCAGCUGUAUGAUUUACACCCAGCAUAUGACUGGGGAGUGCUGCUGGAUUUCUCUUCAACACAUCCUAAUUAAAAAAAGAAAAAGGCACCACCUUUAUCAUGGCCGUGUAUUGCUCUGGGGGUCAGCCAGUAUGAGGCUCUAGCACGCCCAUUUACAGUGUGGCCACCAAGGCAGAGGACCUAGAUUCAAAUUCCUGCCUGACUGGCAGUUUAGGUAGGUAGACCCUUACUUAACAUCCCUAGGUGCCCCUCCCACCUCGGCUCUAAAAUGCAGCUGGCAAUGGUACAUAUGCCAUAGGGUUAUUGGGAGAGGAAACACAAGGAAAGGAAACACACGUAAGGUGCCUGGCCUCAGUAAAGCACACAUGUUUUACAUGGUUGCAUAUCGUGUAAGAUUUGUGCUUUCGUCCAUCCCUUCUGUUUGGUUAGGAUACAGAGGACCAUUCAAGGCAGGAGCAUCGUUUUAACUGACUGCUUUGCACUGCUGUCACAGCCCUAGCCAGCACUCAGUAGGCCCCAUUGCCACACCAUCCAGACAAACACUCCAGGACACUGCCAUCUGGAAUGAGAGUCCAGGGGUCUGGACCAGAGUAAGACAGAGCCUUGCAAAUGUAUCCCACAAGAUGAAACUUGUCAGUGUGAUACCUUACAAAAGGGCUAUUCAUCCCCUUGGGAGCGGAGAGGACUGGCUGGGGGGGUGGUGAGGGAAUGGAAUAAAAGGAUUUAGAUUUGGAUCUGGGCUGUGAGAAGAAAAUAUUUGCCUGAUAGAAGCAGGCCUACCAUAAAGCCCAUUGAGCUGUGUUUAUAUCACAAGUCUAACACAAAUUGAAUUUAAAAAUAUUUACAGAGGUAAACCGCUAAAGUUGAGCCUGCGAGCAGAGGUUGAGAUGCGGGACAAGGUUCUAUUGGAUGGCAUUUUCCUUCAGACCUGUUCGUAACAAUGUUGCGGUUGCUCAGGAAUGUGUACUGGAGAAUUGAUUGACUAGUGCCUUUGCAAUUUUCCGUGUGAGCAUUUCAGAAGGUAAGGCCUGUUGCUAAGUGGAAGCUUGGCCUUUGAGUUCUUCUGUGGCUGGUUUCCUCUGCAAACCAUUACUGAAAAGUCAUAGCAUUUUUGUUAGUUUGUUUAUGGGAGUAUUAAUUUGAUGCGCAUGAGUAUGCUUGAGUGUGCCUGUGAACUUCUGUUUGUCUGCUUCUUUGAGCCAAACAUCCUCCAGCUGUGGACCUUUCCCUGGCUUCCUGUAAAACCCAAAAACAAACCCAGAAGCCAUGGGGAAAGCUUAAAGAGAGCGAGAAAAAAGAAAGCGUGCUUCUGUAGAAAAGCCCGCCACUGGCUGAAUCUUAAAAGAAAGUUGAUGGAUCUCUUUCUCUUGCCCAUGUUAAAAGGACAAAGCCGUGCUCCUGGGGCAGAGAGGGGUUUCUGUGGGUUGGAAUCAGUCUCAGUCCUGGGCUUAGUGCUCAUUCCAGACGAUGAAACUUCUACAUCUCAUAAACGAUUUGGAAAAAAAGAAAUGUAGUGGUCAGUCCCCGUUGGUCAUGGGGGAAAAAAUGGGAAACAUCUGUCUUACAGGUCACCUUAAAUGAUAGUUUUUGUUCCAUGUGGGGCGCCCGACUCAGCUCACAGUGAGAUCUCUCGGGCUGCAAGUUUUUGUGUCUAUUUUUAUCCCGCAGUCUACUGGCUUCAGAGUGCCUCACCAAACUCCAGUUCACGCUGGGCCCUGAACUGGGGUCAGGUCAGCUGGCUGAAGCCUCCUGUCCCUCCUUUCCCUUGUUGGGAGCAGGAAAGGUGCUGUAGAGGAGUCUGGGCCAGAUCAUUCAGGGAAGGUGACAGCAGAUGGUAGGCAGGCCGGACUCUCAACAAGCCAGUCGUCAGGAACGGAGUGCACCUUACAGCAGGCAGCUGCCCGGUGCCCGGGAGAAAGAAGCCAGGCAGGCCGGGCGGGGCAGUGUCUGAGGCAGAAAGGGGCAAGGACACCACAGCCAAGCACAGGCUCUUCAUGCCAGCAUGAGUGGUCACCAAGGUACUGGGCAGUUGGCACUUCAUCCUGUCAGGAUUCAUGGGAGAUUAUUUCUUAAGUGAAAUUCUAAAGAGUUAAAGGAUGAAUUUGGACCGUGAUGGAAUGGACGAUGACAUCAUCAGUCGAGAAUCUCCAUUGGAUUUGGAGGGGAAUUAUAAAAAGGCACAGAAGAAUGAGAGAGAGUCUAUCAGACAGAAGUUGGCACUCGGAAGCUUCUUUGACGAUGGCCCCGGAAUCUAUACCAGCUGCAGCAAAAGCGGGAAGCCAAGCCUUUCCUCGAGACUACAAAGUGGGAUGAACCUCCAGAUAUGCUUUGUCAACGACAGCGGCAGUGACAAGGACAGCGAUGCCGACGACAGUAAGACUGAGACCAGCCUGGACACGCCCUUGUCCCCCAUGAGCAAGCAGAGUUCUUCCUACUCUGAUAGAGACACCACCGAGGAGGAAUCUGAAUCCCUGGAUGACAUGGACUUCCUUACAAGGCAAAAGAAGCUACAAGCUGAAGCCAAAAUGGCCCUGGCCAUGGCCAAACCAAUGGCCAAAAUGCAAGUAGAAGUGGAAAAACAGAACAGGAAAAAGUCUCCCGUCGCUGACCUUCUGCCUCACAUGCCUCACAUAAGCGAAUGCUUGAUGAAAAGAAGCUUAAAGCCCACCGACCUGAGAGACAUGACUAUCGGGCAGCUACAAGUGAUCGUCAAUGACCUUCACUCCCAGAUUGAGAGUUUGAAUGAAGAGUUGGUCCAGCUGCUCCUCAUUCGAGAUGAGCUGCACACAGAACAAGACGCCAUGCUGGUGGACAUAGAAGACUUGACUAGACACGCUGAGAGUCAGCAGAAGCACAUGGCUGAGAAAAUGCCCUCGAAGUGAAAGAGAGCCAUCCACCAGAGGACAAGCUAGAAUUUAUUUUGCUUCUGUGGUCGUAAAAAAUGCUGUUGCUAAAGGUGGCUCCGAAAGAGACAUCGGUGUUAGUCAUUGGUAAUGUCCACGCUUCCUGUCCCGUGACUGGCCUUCGCUUCUUAAUUUAUUUUAAUUUAAUUCUUUUUUUUUUUUUACUCUCUCCACUUACUAUCAGGCCUUUUAAUAAAAUAUCGUUACGAGAACUGUACAGUACUUACACCACCAACAACCGUGGAUAAGCAGAGGGUAGUUUUAACUUUAUUUUUAUUUGUUUAGCUAAACUUUAAGUUGGAGCAGUAUUUUACCAUUGACCAUUUCAUUCUUCACUGUAGCUUUGAAGAGGAACUGUAAAUGACGGUGCUAACAAGUCAAAAUACAUGCCUGCCUCGUAGUGAAGUCGUAGCUCUCCAUACUACGUAUAUUUUAAUCAGUUUUCAACAUUUUGUGAAUGUUGACUACCUGAGGUUUAUUCUUAGAUGUGCUAUUAACAUUCUGUCGGAUCCACAUGGUUCCUUGAAAGUUUUAUGUAUAAAUAUGUAAAAUAAAAAUUAAAACUUUGUUUCAUAUGA
Rattus norvegicus (Norway rat) is the source of this 8027-nucleotide messenger RNA. RefSeq names its product schwannomin interacting protein 1 (gene Schip1). Gene Ontology annotation, molecular function: identical protein binding. Lineage: Eukaryota; Metazoa; Chordata; Mammalia; Rodentia; Muridae. The record is from RefSeq and is a predicted model, not a curated record. Gene Ontology annotation, cellular component: cytosol.